Messenger RNA from Drosophila willistoni, 4288 nucleotides. RefSeq names its product nuclear pore complex protein DDB_G0274915. Bases 164 to 4156 code for a protein of 1330 amino acids. Lineage: Eukaryota; Metazoa; Arthropoda; Insecta; Diptera; Drosophilidae. The transcript has 5 exons. The record is from RefSeq and is a predicted model, not a curated record.
UGCCCUUUGUGAUUGAUCUGGCAACGCCAAACACAACACGCGAAUUGCUUGCGAACAAUUUCACAAGUAUACGCAUAUAUAUGUGGUGUGUUAACUGCCCAAAACAAAAUACGUUUUUGAGUGUCUGUUCUGGAGUAACCACUGAUAGCGCGGAUUACCAACAAUGGAGCGGGAAAGUUGCUGCAGUUUGAGUUUAGGCGCUAUGACGCCCCGCAAAGGUUUGGCUAAUCCCAUGGCCGAUUCCACACGUAUUGAUGGAGGAUUAACAUCAACAACUAGUCUAACACCCAAACUAAACCGUCUUUAUUCUCUGCGUGGCAAUGAUCGCGAUAGCGAGGGAAGGGGACGGAGUCUUAGUCAAAACCAGCGAAGUAACUCAUACUCCACCCUAAGCAUGGGUUCACCCACCAAAAGUGCAUAUGAUUUCAAUCGCAGUACAACAUCAUCGAUCAUGAAUCGAUCGAAAUUGAAUCUCAGCCAAUUGGAUCCCAGGACCUAUGCUAAUGUUAACAGCACUGGACUCGCUUCUCGCAUUGCGAAAUACCAAGAAAGUGCUGCAGGAGCAGGACGUCUACAGCGUAGCAUAUCUGUGAACAAUUUGCCAAUGCCCCUUGUCCAACCAAGAAGAUCAAUAGCCUUGCCGACUGCCUACAGUCCCGGUGCGCCGAAGUUGUGUGCCACGCGAAUAGCACCACCGGAGCGCAGUUUCUACAGCGGAAACACAUUGUCAAGUCUGCUUCGUUCCAAUUCGAUAGUGGGUGUAGUUCACAAAUCUGGCGAACAGCAUCAGGGACAGGAACAAUUAUCGCGCGAAAAUCGUCCUAUUUUGCAUCCGCCACCAACACAACAGGAGAUUGAACCCACGCGCAGUGUGUUGGAAGAGUUGAAGGAGAUUUCCAGAAAGCGCAUUAACAAUGGAGAACCACACGAGCCGCCUCACGAGUUCGCCAAGAAACGCAUGGCAGAAUUUGUCGAUCCCCACUCGCAUGUGCUCCAAGCACCAGGACUUUCCCCGCAUCAGAUACCAGCCAGUUUUAAGCGUCAACGCGAACAGCCACUGCCUCUCACUGUGGCCGUUCCCCUAAGGCAGCCACAUAAUACGCCUUCUCCUGUGGCAAUGCACCACCACCAUUUACAGUCCAAUGGAGUAAGUGGCGGCGGCUCCAUCUCUAAACUGGGCACACCUACGCAGUUGUCGCCAGAGCAGCAGGCAGCAAAGCGAAGAAACUGUAGCUACAGCAAUGAUAUUGCCUCCUCUCUGAGUUCUAGUCGGCGACAAUCGCACAAACGUAAAUUAUAUGAUAUGCGAGUAAACCAGAGGCAGUCUAUAACAGGCCACGAGUUAUCCGCUCUUGGCGCAAGCUGCAACUCCUCUCCAGAAACCUCGCCCAGCCUACAAGCUUCGAAAAUUCAGCGUAAAGUCGAAAUGGAAAGCGUAUGCAAAACUCUAAGUAUGCCUACGCCAACAACAACCGCUGUGGCUGUGCCGGUGGCCAGAAUGCAGUCUGCACCCACCGAAACGGAUGGGAUGCGUCACGCUACUCCCCCCAUUGCCCAAGCGACCAAGCCCAAACUGACACUAUUCAAUGCGCAGCAGAAGAAUCAGUCGAAUCAGGAACAGUCAUCGUCAGAUUUAAAUAGCCCUGAGGUGGAUGCAUCUGAAUAUGCGGGCAUUCAGUUUGUUAAGCCCAAGCAGCAAAACUCAAAGAGCAUUGGAAUCGGUAAGAAUCCAUCAAUAGAGCGAAUGCAAAAGACCAAAUUGGCCAUCAUGUUAAGUGGCCUGAGGGGUGAAAUGUAUAUUGGCGAAUCGGAAGAUGACACUGAUGCCGCAUUAUCAACAUCGUCCAAACUGAUAUCCCCAAUCAAGCCGAUCAUUGCGGCAACAACAACUAUAACAGCGACAACAAUGACAACAGCUACAACAACAACAGCAGCAACUGCGACACAGACUAGCGAGAGAAUUUUGACUAAGCCGAACGUGGAAUUUAAAUUACAACCUAGCAACAGCAGCAGCAACAACAGCAGCAGCACAAUAGCUCAGGUCAAGCCUUCUAUAAUGUUUGGUAAUCAGAUUAAGACAUUGACACCACCAGCAGCAGAAGCAGCAGCCGCAGCAGCCACAACAGCAACAGCGUCAACGACAUCAACAACAACAACUGCAGCAACAACAACGACGACUCCUUUCACAUUUGGCGAUGCAAUUAAAGGAGCAGCAACAAACAUGACUCAACCGAAAAAUGACAGCGUUUCAGUAAUGCCAAAGCCGGAAACAAAGAAUGUAGCAAGCGUUAAUCCCAUUUUAUCAUUUGGAGCACCAAAAGCAAGCAGUCCUUCUGCAAGUUCCAAUGCGACUCCAGCAAUGCCUCAAUUCGGUGCAGGUGGCGGAAGUGUCACAACUUCACCAAUGUUUUCAUUCGGUAACAAGACGGCGGCGACGACAACAAGCACGAUUACUAACCCAACAACAACAGCAGCAACAAACACAGCAUUUACUUUCGGCAGUGGAACAUUAACAACCACAUCCACAGCAGCAACAGCAGCAGCAGCAGCACCACUAGCAGCAGCUGCAACGACAACAGCAACUGCCACUACAUUUGGACAAUUGAACAAGGCCAAUUCGAGCUCAUCUGGAUUUGGUGGUUUUAGCUUUGGUGGUAAUGCUGCUGCUCCAACAACCACGCCCUCAUUGGGGGGCUUUGGAAAUCAACCCAAUAGUUUUCUAACUAACUCUAAGCAACCAGAGGCACAUCCUGCCGCCUCUAACACUGCCACAACAACUCCUGCCUUUGGCAGUCAAACCACCACUAGCUCCACUUCAUUUGCCAAUGCAUUUAAGCCAGCAUCUGAAGCAAAUCCGAAUCCAGCAAGCCAGGAGACAACUAAGGCUUUCAGUUUCGGUUCGACAGCGAACAAACCAGCUGCGGCGGUGGUACAGCCUACAACAACUGCCAGCACUUCCAAUAUAUUUGGACAGAAUUUAUUUGGCCAGAAGCCAGCGGAAGCAGCCACAACUACAACUACAAGCACACCCUUUGCAUUUGGUGGUGGGGCUAAACCAGUGGCGCCCACUGCAGCUCCAACUGCAGCACCAACGGCGGCAGCAUCCACACCGUUUACAUUCGGCGGAGCAGCGAAACCUGCAGCCCCUGAAGCAUCUGCAUCUGGAUCCUUUUCAUUUGGCGGAUUGAAACCAGCUGCAGCACCCGCAGCUACGACAGGCACUGAAAAAUCCACACCCUUUGCUUUUGGGGGAGCAAAGCCAGCGGCAAGCGGUAGUAAUUUGUUCAGCUUUGGUGGAGCAGCAGCUGCCGCCCGAGCACCAAACGCAACCACUUUGACAGGAGGAGGAGCAGCAUCAUCAUCAUCAACAACCAAUAGUGCCUUCAGUUUCAGUGCGAAUGCAGUGCAAAAACCUGCUGCUUCCGUCUUUGGCAGUCAAAAGCCGUCGACGACAGCAACUGCAACUCCAUUUUCAUUUGGUGGUGCAGCAGCCGUCGAGCAGCAACAGCAGCAACAACAAUCAAAUCCUGAAGCCGUUGCUCCAUCUGCCAGUGGCUUCUCUUUUGGCGCUGCUAUCAACAAAACCAAUGGCGAUACAAAUGCUGCAUCGAAUAUAUUUGGUACACAAACUGGUGUGGUCAAACCUAGUUUUGCAUUCGGGAACAAUAGCGCGAGCACAACCUCCACCAAUGCGGCUCCUGCACAAUCCUCAGGUUUUGGUGGAUUCGGUGCUGCUGCUGCCGCAGGAGGAGCAACCAAUCAACAAAGCAAACCAUUCAGCUUUGGAGGAAACUCAUCGGCUUCAGUUGCUCCGGCUGCGGCUGCAAUUGGUGGAAACCUUUUUGCAAAUGCUGUGGCAGCCGCCCAGUUUGGAGCUGCUAACAAUCUGCCAUCCACUGCUCCAAACAAUAGUGCAACCGCCAAGCCUUUCAAUUUCGGUGGUGCCCAAACUGCUACCAACAAUUUGUUUAGCCCAUCCACUCAGACAGCAGCGACAGUCCCGAAACCAGCUGCAGCAGCAUUUCAAUUCGGCGCUCCAGCUCCAGCUUCGCCGGCAAUGCCAACUACUGCACAGCAGAUAAAUGCCAACAACCUGUUUGCACCACCAACAGAGAGCCGACCCAUUAGACGAGCCACAAGACGUCUGCAGAAGUAAAUCAAGUCUUUGAGAUAUCAGUACUAACCACAAAUUGUAGACUAAUAAGAUGUGCAGGGGUAAUUGUUUUUCAUAUACAUAUUUAUGUUUGCAUAUAUUUUUGUUUCAAAUAAAGUUUUGAGUAAUAGUCUA